Molecule: messenger RNA, 2309 nt
Organism: Danio aesculapii
Lineage: Eukaryota; Metazoa; Chordata; Actinopteri; Cypriniformes; Danionidae
Gene: hspb15
Product: heat shock protein, alpha-crystallin-related, b15
Exons: 3
Coding region: 69-704 (211 amino acids)
Biological process (GO): protein refolding; response to heat
Molecular function (GO): protein folding chaperone
Source: RefSeq, a predicted model, not a curated record
UUAAUCGUUGCUGUAUUGGCAUUAGGUAUUAAGACCAAAACAAACAAUUUUAUUUAUUUUUUUUAAAGAUGUCUCGUCCUUUGUUUCAUCGCAAUGGUUGCUGGGACCCUCUUCACGAGCAGCCACAAAAGGCUCUUUUCAGCAAAAGCACAGAGCUCCCUCGUUUUCUUGAACCUGAUGAGGUUAGCUGGAUAGAAUCAGCCAGGAGGAGACUGGGGACAUCAAGUUGGCCAGGAUCGAUGCAGUUACCUCUCUUCAGCUCAUUGUGCAAAGAGACUCCAUCUAAAUCAUGUACUGGAUCCGAAGGACACAUUUCUGAUGCUGUGUGUGAACAAAUGAUAGGAGACCAAGACUGGAAAGUGUGUCUUGAUGUCGGUCCUUUUUCUCCAGAAGAGAUGAGCAUCAAAACCAGGGAUGGAUACUUGGAGAUAACAGGUAAUCAUGAGGAAAGGCAGGAAAAUCACAGGCUGAUCUCAAGAAGCUUUGCAAGAAAAUACAAGCUUCCGGCUGGCUUAGACCUAAAACAGAUCAGCUCCAUGCUGUCUCCAGAUGGCGUUCUCUCAGUUGAAGCUCCAUUAACUGGCUCUAAUAUCAGUCUCCCAGGAGAGAUUGUCAUCCCUAUUCACAUGAUGGACAAACAGUUACCUGCAAAAACGGAUGAACUAUGCCUCACCAGUAACCAGAGACUUUCAGACUCUCAGUAGUUACUGGGUAUACAUAAUCAGUGUGAUUUUUAACAAAUGUACAGCUUUGGACGUACAGAUCACUUUAAAGUUGUUGUUAAUAAUAGGUAUUAGUAAAAUGUCAGAUAUCAAAAUAUGAAUCUAAUAAUUUUGCAUGUUUGCAGACAAUGAAAAUGGGUCAAUAUUAAACAGUCCAUGUUUUCAGACCUUGAGUAUUCAGCAUUAAUUUUUUUUUUUCAAGAUACGUUAUCAGUUGUUUAAAUUCAACAAAUGCUAAUUAAUGGCAAAUCUAGAAAACUACUUUGAGGUGAUCUUGUAAUUCUCCUAAACUUGAAUAUUGAAAAUUAAUGAAUGUGUUCUCAACUUUUUGUUUUUGAUUGUUAACUUUGGAAGCAUUUGUAAAUACUGGCUUGGAAAGAGAAUAAUUACCAUUAUAAAAAUAGCAGGCAUUACUAACCAAUGAUAAUAGGCUGAAUUGAUGAGAUUUGCCAUUUUGUUUGAAGACUUAUGAAUAAUGUACUUCAUGCUGUUUAUGUAUAAAAAUAUUUCAAAGAUGAUCACUCCUAUGUAACCAGUGCUGACAGUCUAAAAAAAGAAGAGCGAGCUUUUCAUAGAUCCUCAAUUCUCAUGCUAGAAUGAUAUAUUUAGGAAAGGCAUCAAAAUGGGGCUUGUGUUGUAUAAUGCCAGGACAAUCUUUUUGCUUAAGCAAAAAUAUUUUGAUGAAUCUGUUACUUAGUCUUGUAAAUUAAAAUAAACCAGAACUGUUUUGAGAAAUUGUGAGAGGAUCACCUUAAUUUACCUACUUACUGUUCAUGUAGCCUGGUAAAGUUUCAGUCCACAUCCUGUAGAUGGUGCUGGUAUUUAAAGCAUGCAGCUGACAACAGGUUUUCUGUGUUCGUUCUGCUCGUGUUGCAGAUCAAUGACACACUUCUGAAACCCAAAGCCUUCCUUUAGUUUCCUUCUUUGGGUGAUCAGACGUAUAGAGGCAGGUUUCUCCUUACCAGCACAGUUGUACCAUGACUAUUUCCAUACAUGUUCCACAGCUUUCAUCACAUUACUCUGUAGUCAUCAAAUGAUGUGUCUGUUACCCUAUGCUUGUAGGCAGUGAUGGGCAAAAAUACCUUGAAAUGUAUUAUAAAGUAAAAUAUCAAAUACCUCAAAUUUAAAUGUUUCAAAAUAAACUACAAAUUACAGCAGCCACUAAAUAUAAAAAAAUAAAACACUAUUUUGAAAAUGCUACAGAAAGCGUACUUUUACAAGAAAGCAUUACAUUUCCUUGCAAACCUUCGAAUAUUCGAUCAGUCCUUUCACCAUUAAACUGACUCGGUGAAGUAAACAAUGUUUGACCGCAAUAGCGUUUCUCUGAGCAAUUUUGAUUAGCUACUCUGCCAACUCAUUCACCUCUACUUCUCUACGUGAGUAGGUAUUUAUAAACUUGUUUCUUUCAUUUUAGUAUACAUUUUGUAGAAAUUUCAUACAGAAAGUCCUGCCUUGAAGAGGUUUAAUUAUUGUAAAAACCAUGUAAUGCAGAUAUCGAGUUGGAAUAUAGCACUAUAUCUCUUUGUGUUUCCAUCCAUGGUGUGGCCAGUAAAAUUGCCACAAUCUCUUAACGCUCUUAUAUUUUGU